Poeciliopsis prolifica (blackstripe livebearer) is the source of this 2768-nucleotide messenger RNA. RefSeq names its product tropomyosin alpha-1 chain-like. Bases 145 to 990 code for a protein of 281 amino acids. The transcript is spliced from 9 exons. Gene Ontology annotation, molecular function: actin filament binding. Gene Ontology annotation, cellular component: actin filament. The record is from RefSeq and is a predicted model, not a curated record. NCBI's taxonomy places the organism in Eukaryota, Metazoa, Chordata, Actinopteri, Cyprinodontiformes, Poeciliidae. Gene Ontology annotation, biological process: cardiac muscle contraction; actin filament organization.
AUUGGGUGUCCAGUAUCUGACUUAUUUGACUCUCAACAGGCUCUGCGACUUCACACUCCAGCUUGGUGUUCAGUGUGGUUCAGACGCUCCCAUCUUUUCUAUUCGGGUUCACAGAUUUGCAGCCAGUGCAAACACUAAGCAGCCAUGGAUGCUAUCAAGAAGAAGAUGCAGAUGCUCAAGCUUGACAAGGAGAAUGCCUUGGACAGAGCUGAGCAGGCCGAGUCAGACAAGAAAGCAUCUGAGGACAGAAGCAAACAGCUCGAGGAUGACCUGGUAGCACUGCAGAAGAAGCUGAAGGCCACUGAGGAUGAGUUGGACAAAUACUCUGAGGCCCUGAAGGAUGCUCAGGAGAAACUGGAGCUUGCUGAGAAGAAAGCCACAGAUGCUGAGGGUGAUGUAGCUUCCCUGAACAGACGCAUCCAGCUGGUUGAAGAGGAGCUGGACCGAGCUCAGGAGCGUCUGGCCACAGCGCUCACCAAGCUGGAGGAGGCUGAGAAGGCUGCCGAUGAGAGCGAGAGAGGCAUGAAAGUCAUUGAGAACCGAGCAAUGAAGGACGAGGAGAAGAUGGAGCUGCAGGAGAUCCAGCUGAAAGAGGCCAAACACAUCGCUGAGGAGGCCGACCGCAAAUAUGAGGAGGUGGCCCGUAAGCUGGUGAUCAUUGAGAGCGACCUGGAACGUACAGAGGAGCGUGCCGAGCUGUCCGAGAGUAAAUGCUCUGAGCUGGAGGAGGAGCUGAAGACCGUGCAGAACAACUUGAAGUCUCUGGAGGCCCAGGCAGAGAAGUACUCACAGAAGGAGGACAAGUACGAGGAGGAGAUCAAGGUUCUCACAGACAAGCUGAAGGAGGCUGAGACUCGUGCUGAGUUCGCUGAAAGAUCAGUUGCCAAGCUCGAGAAAACCAUCGACGACCUGGAGGAUCAUCUAUACAAGCAGCUUGAUAAAAACCGUCUUCUGACCAAUGAACUGAGAGUAGCCUUAAAUGAGGCCUAACCUGGAAAAGGUUUGCUUUAUGCUGACACAUUUUUAUGUCAACAUAAUCCGAGAGCAUUGUGGACUUGUUAGAUUAAGCAGGUAGAUUCACAUCUACACCAUAGAAAUAUAAUCAAAUUGCAGUAUACUUGGAUGUUAAAAGAUGGGUAAUCGGAAAAUAAUCAUGGUGAUGUGUUUUUUUUUCCUUUUUUUUCCCCAUUGAAUUAGUGAGUUGUUUAUUUUACUGCAGGUUAGACAUGGUCUGCCUCAUAGCUAAUGGAGUGAGUUACUUCUACAUGUAGCAUUUGUAGCACAAGCCCCAAUAGAAGUUGGACUUGUGUUGGAGCUUCUAAACAAGAAAACCACUAAGACUUGCAAUUCACCUCCAGAUUGAAGUCUUAAAAAUAAAUAAAACACCAAGUAGGGUUUCUACAUAGUAGAUUAACUUAAGAUGUGGCUCAAGAAAAAUCUUCUCACUUUUGAUCCCUAACAAACUACAAAAAGUCAGCUGAGACCAAAUCUUUUAGGUUGAGUUAUUUCAUAGUUAAGACCUCCAAUGUGUACUGAGAAGGAUGAACACAUUCAACAUGUAUCUGAAUGUAGUUUAAGACCCACUGUGGAGAACUGGACUGACUUUCCAAGUACUAAAAUUAAGAAUAUUAAAUUUAAGACCACUUAGAAAAUUUGAUUAAAUACACUUCCAGCUUUUUUUUUUUUUUCAAACUCAAAGUGAUUUGUCAUGCAGUAAAAAGAAAUUAAGUUUCUAUUUUUGCUUGAUUUUAGACUCUGAAAGGUUGAAGUGGCAUUUCAGCAGUCAUGGAUUUGUUUCACAACCUAAUUUCAAAGAAAAUUAUUUAAAGUUGUAAUUAUUUUAAAAAGUUAAGCACUGACUUCAGUCUAGACUUCAUCUCUGUCAAUAGCUUGAGUAAAACCUUGUCAAAUGUUUCAUUAAUUUGGGUUUCUGGUACUAGUUUACAGCAUGAAGCUUUUCAGAUGUACUUGGUAAACACUUAAUAGGUGUGGCGGGAGGUGAAAUUGAUUUUGAUUCUUGGCUCAUCAGCAUGUAUGUUUUCUGUCCACCAGAACCUCAACAAUGUAUAUUUUCUGCACUGUUGUCCUAAACUGAUAUGAUGUUGUAUUGACAGACAAACUCACACGUGCUAAAGAAGAGGGCCUGAGCAUUAAGCAGAUGAUGGAUCAGACCCUACUGGAGAUGGUUAAUAUUUGACCCAGCUAUGUUCCUCUCCACUACCUGACUUCACAUGUUCUAAAUGACCGACUCCCACAUGCUGCUGCUGCUACGGUGGUCAUGUGGGUCUGUGUUUAGCUGUACCUCUGGCAUUGUUGACUACAGGACACACGCUCUGUAUGAAGUAGCAGAAAAGGCAUUGAGCUCCAGCUCAGCUACAGUGUUUAUAUUGCACGUUCUGUUCAAAGACCUGUUUAAGUUCACUGUACAUGACAAUGGUUUACAUAUGUGUUGGGACUUUGCACUUUUGAUGAUGAAAAUACUGCACAUUGUCUUUAUGAAUGAAGCCAUAAUUUAAGCCAAGCUUGUAUAAAAGGGACUUUUAUUAUAUGUACUUUUGUAAGAUCAUGUAUGUUAGUUUUUUUUUCUUUUGUUAUAAAGUUGCAUUCAAUGUCUAAUCUCUUUCCUUCUGAAAUUUAAGGACUUUAGCUACGUGAAGCAAACACUUGUGCACUGUUCCAUUUCUAACAUUUUCUCCCGUGAAAGCUAAUUUGCUUGUUUUCCCAGACAUUUUUAUCUUGGAAAUGUAAGAAUAAAAUAUUGAACCAGG